GCCGCCUUCUUCUCCUACUCCCAGCCCUCCCUCAACGCCGUCACCGGCACCACCCCCGCUGACUCCUACGCCCCCGCCCCCUCCUUCGACUGGGACACCCAUCCCUCCGCACCCUACUCUCCCCACUCCCAUUCCUACUCGACAUCCCCUCAUCCGGCUCACUCCGGCCCGACAUCCUCUCUCUCCACCUACCCGGCCGACUAUCACUCCUCCCGCCCUCUAGUCUCCUCCCGAUCAUCGUCUUUCCCGUAUCCCGCUGCGUCAUCUGCACCCGCUGCCGCCCGGUCUGCGUACACUCCAGCUCAUCGCACCUACUCGUCCCUUGCUCCCCCCACCAACCUCGCCCCCGCCAAUGUCUCCUCCGCCCACUCCUCGUCCCGCGCCAUCCCCCACACUCACUGGGACGCGUCCUCCCUCUACACAAUGGACCCCAUCGACCCCGUUUCCUCUCCCGUCUCCACCUCCGGCUCCACGACCGCCUCGUCCCCGCUCUCCCCGCCGCUCACACCCCCGCCGAUCAAGGAGGAGGACACAGCCGACGGCGGCUUCAUCGUCGAGGUCUUCACCCCCACCGAGCAGCCGUACGGGUCCCCGAUGGCCGAGGUACCGCUCCGCGCGACGCACGCGCCCCCGAUGAUGCGCAAGAUGAUGUCCUCCUUCCGCCUCGAGAACUUCGCCAUGCACGACGGCAUCUGCUCCGCCGCGACCCAGCCCGGCAGCGGCGGCAUCGAGGUCGGCCCGCUCACGGAGGAGCCCGUCGAGCUCGACCCCUGGCAGGCGUAUGAGCUCGACCCCACCCCGGCAUACUACGGCCACAGGCACCACAGCUCAAAGCGCCACAAGUCCGCUCACCACACCACGGGUUUUGAGGCUGCGUCGUCGCGCCCGGCAUUCUACCGCGCGCCGUCCCCAGCGGUGUCCUCGCACACGAGCGAGCGCUCGUCGCCGCUCGUCGACCUCCAGUAUCAGCCUUCGGUUGACGACUCGUGGGACGGGUCAUCCGCGUACGGCUCCGUGGCCGACACCACCACCUCUUCUUCGGCGUCCAUCCCCAGCGGCGCCAGCCCCACGUUCGCCGCAGCCGUUACGCCAGCGCAAUCGCUGAGCUGGGUGAUGCGGACGGGGUACACGGGCGAGGUCGAUGUGGACACGGCCGGGCACUACCGGAGGCAGGCGACGCAGCCCUCGGUGCAGACUUCGCUGUCGCGUGUGUCCCACGCGCCAGGCCAGUACAUGCUCGGUGGCGGCUCGCGGGCGCCGUACCAGGCCGCGGCCGCGUCGUAUGCGUUCGAGUCGUCGGGGUACUCCCGGACGACAACAAGCGGACGGUACGGCGAUUUGUACGCGUCUGACUCUCAAUCGACGUGGUACCGUGAGUCUCCACUCUGUGCUUUCUCGGGUUGCUCGUUUUCUGACUUGCGCCGUCGCCACAGGUUCUUGAACAACUUUGCACUCGUCUCAAAGCUACGGUCGCGGUGCUUCGAGGCUGUGGGGGACGGUCUGUGGCCGUCCCGGCUCGAUAAUAUCGCUGCCACCGCCUCGUGGUUCAACCCAGGGUCGGCGCGGCUAGAAGACUUUGUCGUGCACGCACCCUCCGUUUCGGACCCUCCGCCAUGA
Molecule: messenger RNA, 1617 nt
Organism: Epithele typhae
Lineage: Eukaryota; Fungi; Basidiomycota; Agaricomycetes; Polyporales; Epitheliaceae
Exons: 3
Source: RefSeq, a predicted model, not a curated record